Messenger RNA from Babesia bovis T2Bo, 1477 nucleotides. Its product is annotated as putative 26S protease regulatory subunit 6A. Gene Ontology annotation, molecular function: ATP binding; proteasome-activating activity; ATP hydrolysis activity. The coding region runs from base 197 to 1453 and encodes 418 amino acids. The transcript has 3 exons. The record is from RefSeq and is a predicted model, not a curated record. Gene Ontology annotation, cellular component: proteasome regulatory particle, base subcomplex. Gene Ontology annotation, biological process: proteasome-mediated ubiquitin-dependent protein catabolic process. Lineage: Eukaryota; Apicomplexa; Aconoidasida; Piroplasmida; Babesiidae.
UCAUACUUUGAUUUACGUGGCGCACGCGAUUAUCAUAUAUAUUAUCGCCUAGUAGGCGUGUAUGUUAUAUAGGCAUACCGCUGUCUAUUCAUUUAGUUGUCUCAUCCUGGUGGUGAUUGGUGUGUUUAGUGGCCUUUUUUGGCCUGGUUCAGGCCGCGGCAGCUAGGUUUGAUUCGUUUUAUUUUUAUUGUACAAUAUGACGGAUGCCAAUGAGCAGAUUGAUCUCAGUGAGGUGUCACGAAUGAGUGAUGCCGAAGUGCGUGUUCGCAUCAAUAUGAUCGACGCUGAGAUCAAGAUUUUGCGUAGUGAACACACCCGUCUAAAGUCGCAGCAGAUAGCUAUGCAAGAGCGCAUAAAGGAUAAUUUGGAGAAAAUACAGCUCAAUAAGCAGCUUCCUUAUUUGGUGUCCAAUGUGGUAGAGUUGCUUGACAUAGAGGAUGAUGACGACGAGGAGGCAGGAGUUCAGGGCGUUGCUAUGAAGAGCAAGGGCAAAUCCUUGGUUAUCAAGACUUCCACUCGUCAGACUAUUUUCCUUCCUGUCAUUGGGUUGAUUCCUCAUACUGAACUUCACCCUGGUGAUUUGGUUGGUGUGAAUAAGGACAGUUAUUUAGUGUUGGACAAGUUACCUCCUGAGUACGACAAUCGUGUAAAGGCCAUGGAGGUUUGCGAGAAGCCCAUCGAGGACUAUUCUGAUAUCGGGGGUUUGGACAAACAGAUCCAAGAACUUAUUGAGGCUAUUGUCCUUCCCAUCACUCACAAGGAUCUUUUUGAAAAGAUAGGCAUUAAGCCGCCAAAGGGUGUUUUAAUGCAUGGGCCUCCUGGAACGGGAAAGACCCUUCUUGCACGUGCUUGCGCUGCCCAGACGAAGGCUACAUUUGUGAAGUUGGCUGGACCUCAGCUGGUGCAGAUGUUUAUCGGUGACGGUGCUAAGAUGGUCCGUGAUGCUUUUAGUUUGGCUAAGGAGAAGUCGCCUACUAUUAUUUUUAUUGACGAAAUCGAUGCUAUCGGUACUAAGCGUUUCGACAGUGAGCUUUCUGGUGACCGUGAGGUCCAGCGUACUAUGCUGGAGCUAUUAAAUCAGCUGGAUGGUUUCAGCAGUGACGAUCGUGUAAAGGUCAUUGCUGCUACUAAUCGUCCAGAUACCCUUGACCCUGCACUUUUACGUUCUGGUCGUUUGGAUCGCAAGAUAGAGCUCCCGCAUCCUAAUGAGGAUGCUAGAGCGCACAUUAUGCAGAUUCAUUCCCGUAAGAUGAAUGUGCAUCCUGAUGUGAACUUUAAAGAGCUUGCUCGCUCGACUGAAGAUUUCAACGGUGCUCAGCUGAAGGCUGUAUGUGUUGAGGCUGGCAUGGUUGCCCUUCGACGGGGUGCGAAGGAGCUGGACCACAAUGAUUUUGUGGAGGGUAUCGCAGUGUUAAGUGCCAAGAAGAAGACCACUUUGAACUAUUUGAACUGAUUGCUUUACCCUAGAGUAAGCUCU